Molecule: messenger RNA, 2410 nt
Organism: Orussus abietinus
Lineage: Eukaryota; Metazoa; Arthropoda; Insecta; Hymenoptera; Orussidae
Gene: IntS9
Product: integrator complex subunit 9
Exons: 10
Coding region: 286-2271 (661 amino acids)
Biological process (GO): snRNA processing
Cellular component (GO): integrator complex
Source: RefSeq, a predicted model, not a curated record
CGAAUAACGGUGAAAGCUAUCGUACGAAUCCAGAGGGCAGCACAGGAUGCGAUCGAACGAUCCUGCCCGUAAGCAAUCUACCAACUCAUCUCUGCUCUGACAUGGAUCGCAAUAGCGUGCAAUCACGUGCAAUUGCGUGCAAUAGCGUGACCAUACCCGUAUAUGCCCGUGAGCAAUGUUGUGACUAGUUCUGUAAAUAAUUAUAAACUAUUGUAUAAAUAACGUUGUAUUGUUGAUGUAUUUAUUUACUUUUCCGAAGAUCCUAAUCUCAUCAAACAAAUAAAAAUGAAACUGUAUUGUUUAAGUAAUGAACCAACAAAACCAUGCCUCGUUUUGAGUUUCAAAGGAAUUACGCUAAUGUUAGACUGUGGCUUGAAUUUACAAUCCAUAUUGAAUUUCAUGCCAAUGUCGAUGGUUCCAAGUGCUAGAUUUAAUGCCUUACCUACAUGGGUACCACGAGAUAAUAAUCAAGACUGGCAAAUCGAAGGGGAAUUAAAAGAAUGCUAUGGCAAGGUUUUUGUAGACUCAACACCAGAAUUUUCUCCUCCUUUGGAAAGGAUUGUGGAUUUUUCAGAAAUAGAUGUCAUAUUAAUUUCAAAUUACACCUGUAUGCUUGCGUUACCUUUUAUAACAGAGGGUACUGGUUUUAAAGGUAUAGUUUAUGCCACAGAACCCACGUUACAAAUAGGACGAUUUUUUAUGGAAGAAUUGGUUGAAUUUGUUGAGAGAAUACCACGUGCCACAGCUGCAAAACAAUGGAAAGAAAUGCUGCAUAUUCUUCCUCCUCCAUUAUCAGAUGCAUUGAAACCAAAGUCUUGGAAGUUUCUCUAUUCCAUGACAGCGGUUAAUUCAGCUUUAGCAAACAUCCAAACAGUUGGUUACGAUCAAAAGUUGGAUGUAUAUGGAGCAUUGACAGUUACACCAAUAAGUUCAGGAUAUUGCUUAGGAAGUAGCAAUUGGUUAAUAUCCUGUGAUCACGAGAAGGUUGCUUUUGUUGGUGGUUCUUCAACUCUGACGACGCAUCCAAGACCUAUGGAACAAACUAUGCUUAAACACGCAAAUAUGUUAAUCUUGACAGGAUUGACGCAAACCCCUACAGCUAAUCCUGACACAAUGUUGGGAGAACUGUGUAUGACAGUGGCAAUGACACUUCGUGCUGGAGGAUGCGUUUUGAUCCCCUGCUACCCUUCGGGUGUUGUGUACGAUCUCUUUGAGUGCCUGAGUACACAUCUGGACAAGUCUGGUUUCUCGCAAGUUCCACUCUUUUUCAUUUCUCCUGUAGCAGAGUCCUCACUGGCUUACUCUAAUAUUUUAGCUGAAUGGCUAUCAACAAGUAAGCAGAACAAAGUUUACCUUCCGGAGGAACCAUUUCCCCAUGCAUUCCUUGUAAAGAAUGCUAGAUUAAAGCAUUUCACUUCAGCCUAUGCGGACGGAUUCAGCUCUGAUUACAAACAGCCUUGUGUAGUUUUUUGUGGUCAUCCAAGUCUUCGAUUUGGAGAUGCUGUCCACUUUGUUCAGCUAUGGGGAAAUAGUCCUCAGCACACGAUUAUAUUCACAGAACCAGACUUUCCGUACCUGGAAGCUUUAGCACCAUUCCAGCCACUUGCUAUGAAGGCUGUACACUGUCCGAUUGAUACAUCUUUGAAUUUUACACAAGCUAACAAAUUGAUACGUGACCUUAAACCAGAAAAUUUAGCUAUACCAGAGUGCUACACUCAGCCACCAGUUACGGCUCCUCAUAGAGCCGAUCUAGUCAUUGAGUCUGUUGGAGAAAAGACACCUAUAACUUUUAAACGUGGAGAAGUUGUAAAACUGCCUUUGAGGCGGAAACGGGGUCGCGUCUUUAUCGAACCAGGACUAGCAGCGACAAUUAUUCCUAAUGAAAUUAAGCCUGGAUUGAGCUUGGCAUCAGUGACGGGUGAACUAGAAGUCAAAGACAAUGUUUAUACAAUUAAGAGUUUGGAAGAAAAACAUGUUGCAAAACGAAAACAGCAAAUCAAUUCGCCAGUGCCGAUUAAAGAAGAAGUAUUGAAGGAACGAAAACACGAGUAUGGGAAUUUGGAUCCACAAGAAUUACUUAGGAAACUUAAUCAAGAAGGUAUUCAAGGUGCCAAAUUGCAGCACAGUCCAACUUCUACCAGUAUUCACUUGCAAGAUGAGGACACCUUGAUUCAAAUUGGGGACAAUUCCACUCACAUAUUUUGUAAUGGUGAUCAGAAAUUAAGGCGACGUCUGCGAACAAUAAUAAUGCAGAGCUUAAAACGGAUCUAAUUCAUUGAUUGAUAGGACAAAAUUGGAACAUUCGUAAAAUAAUCUGUUAUUUUGUAAGAUAUGCUGGAGUUUUGUACAAAUUUUAUAUUGACCGGACGAUCAUUGUAAUUUCAAAAUAAAGGAUAAAAAAGUUAAUUAU